AUGUCAAGGGUGCCGAGUCCUCCUCCUCCGGCAGAAAUGUCGAGUGGACCUGUAGCAGAGAGCUGGUGCUACACUCAGAUCAAGGUGGUGAAGUUUUCCUAUAUGUGGACCAUAAACAACUUUAGCUUCUGCCGAGAAGAAAUGGGUGAGGUCAUCAAAAGCUCAACCUUUUCAUCUGGAGCCAAUGAUAAACUCAAAUGGUGUUUACGUGUGAACCCUAAAGGCUUGGAUGAAGAAAGUAAAGAUUAUCUGUCCCUCUAUCUGUUGCUGGUGAGCUGUCCGAAAAGUGAAGUUCGAGCAAAGUUCAAAUUCUCCAUCCUGAAUGCCAAAGGAGAAGAAACGAAGGCAAUGGAGAGCCAGCGAGCAUAUCGAUUUGUACAAGGCAAGGACUGGGGUUUCAAAAAAUUUAUUAGAAGAGACUUUCUUUUGGAUGAGGCCAACGGACUUCUUCCAGAUGACAAACUCACUCUCUUCUGUGAGGUGAGCGUGGUACAGGACUCUGUCAAUAUCUCCGGCCAGAACACUAUGAACAUGGUGAAGGUACCAGAGUGCCGCUUGGCGGAUGAGCUGGGAGGACUCUGGGAGAACUCGCGCUUCACGGACUGCUGUCUGUGCGUUGCAGGCCAGGAGUUCCAGGCUCACAAAGCCAUACUAGCAGCGCGUUCCCCGGUUUUCAGCGCCAUGUUUGAGCAUGAGAUGGAAGAGAGUAAAAAGAAUCGGGUUGAAAUCAAUGAUGUGGAGCCUGAAGUUUUUAAGGAAAUGAUGUGCUUUAUUUACACGGGGAAGGCACCAAAUCUUGACAAAAUGGCUGAUGACCUGCUGGCAGCUGCUGACAAGUACGCUCUAGAACGUCUGAAGGUGAUGUGUGAGGAUGCCCUGUGCAGCAACCUGUCUGUGGAAAAUGCAGCUGAGAUCCUCAUUCUGGCUGACCUACAUAGUGCCGAUCAACUGAAAACUCAAGCAGUGGACUUCAUUAACUAUCAUGCUUCUGACGUCAUGGAGACAUCGGGCUGGAAGUCUAUGGUAGUAUCACAUCCCCAUUUGGUGGCUGAGGCGUAUCGCUCUUUGGCCUCUGCGCAGUGUCCCUUUCUGGGACCCCCACGUAAGCGACUGAAGCAAUCCUAAAGUCCUGCCUGUCACACCACCCCAUGUUUUUCUGGAAGCAGCAUCAGCUGUUGCUGCUGUAACCUUGACCACCAGGUAGACAGCGAAAUCUGUGGAGCUUUUACUCUGUUGUUGGGGGGAAGAGACUGCUUCGUGACACCCAGACUUUUUAAAACAGCACCAAGUAACUUGGGGAGAGGGGGGAGGGUGGGCCUGGGGCUCUGGGGCUGUUCAACCUAACGAAUCCCUGUCGCUGCAUCGUCUGUGUGUUCCCUUCAACUUGGCUGAGUCAAUUAAGUACAGGGUUUGGUUUAGGCACUGACCCAAGUCGGAAUAACCCAGCAGUGGUACUGGGGAAAACAACGUCUCUGCGUCUGGCAGCACAGAACAAAUCGUCAGAUGCCUGGAGCAAGAGGACAUUUUAGCUUUGGAGAGUGUUGGAGGGUUAAAAAGAGUUUCCAGUGAGGUUCUGGAAAGGAAGUACCUGAUGGGAGCUCCAGUAGUAUUUAUAUCAAAAAAAGAGAAUUUAAGUCUUUCCAGCUGAGCUAAAAACUGGA
This is a messenger RNA of Opisthocomus hoazin, 1661 nucleotides long. NCBI's taxonomy places the organism in Eukaryota, Metazoa, Chordata, Aves, Opisthocomiformes, Opisthocomidae. The record is from RefSeq and is a predicted model, not a curated record.